UGACCUUAGGCCUCGAGCGCGAGGCAAACAGACGGCCGGGUGUCGGGCCCUCCUCCUCCUCCAUUCGCCUGAGAGAAGAGAGAGGUCGCUCUCGUUCUUCCUCCUCCUCCUCCUCCCUCCUCACCCCCUCUUCCUCCCGGCCCUCCCUUCUACUGUUCCCGCGCGCGAGGGCCAGGCGCUGGCGAUGGUUCUGACCUCCGUGCGGCGCGCGCGCUAAUCCUCCCCGCCCCCCGCCCGCCUCGCCUCGUUCCACCCCCGCCUCGGGGAAGAGCGUCGCGCGGAACCGUCGCCGCCGCCGCCUCCUCCGCCGCGCUCUCUCGCCAGACAAGGGCCCGCCCCGUCCCACCCUUCGCCGCCGCCACACACAGCACUGGGCGACGUGGAGCCGGCGAGACGCGGCCCCCACCGGGACCAUCAACAUGGCGAGUGCCUCGUACCACAUCUCCAACUUGCUGGAGAAAAUGACGUCGAGCGACAAGGACUUCAGGUUUAUGGCAACAAAUGACUUGAUGACUGAACUACAGAAAGAUUCUAUCAAGUUAGAUGAUGAUAGUGAAAGGAAGGUUGUGAAAAUGAUUCUGAAGUUGCUGGAAGAUAAAAAUGGUGAAGUACAAAAUUUAGCAGUCAAAUGCCUUGGGCCCCUGGUGAGUAAAGUGAAAGAAUACCAAGUGGAGACAAUUGUAGAUACCCUCUGUACUAACAUGCUUUCUGAUAAAGAGCAGCUACGUGAUAUUUCAAGCAUUGGCCUUAAAACAGUCAUUGGAGAACUUCCUCCUGCUUCCAGUGGUUCUGCAUUAGCAGCUAAUGUUUGUAAAAAGAUCACUGGGCGUCUUACCAGUGCUAUCGCCAAGCAAGAGGAUGUGUCUGUUCAGUUAGAGGCCUUAGACAUCAUGGCUGAUAUGCUAAGCAGGCAAGGAGGAUUGCUCGUUAACUUCCAUCCUUCUAUUCUGACAUGCCUGCUUCCUCAGCUGACUAGUCCAAGGCUUGCUGUGAGAAAAAGAACCAUCAUUGCUCUUGGUCAUCUUGUUAUGAGUUGUGGAAACAUAGUGUUUGUUGACCUCAUUGAGCAUCUGUUGACAGAGCUUUCUAAAAAUGAUUCCAUGUCAACAACAAGGACCUAUAUACAGUGUAUUGCUGCCAUCAGUAGGCAAGCAGGUCAUAGAAUAGGUGAAUACCUGGAAAAAAUUAUCCCUUUGGUAGUAAAAUUCUGUAAUGUAGAUGAUGAUGAGCUUCGAGAAUAUUGCAUUCAAGCAUUUGAAUCUUUUGUUAGGAGAUGUCCUAAAGAAGUUUAUCCUCAUGUAACUACCAUUAUAAACAUUUGUCUUAAGUACCUUACAUAUGAUCCCAACUACAAUUAUGAUGAUGAAGAUGAAGAUGAGAAUGCUAUGGAUGCUGAUGGUGGAGAUGAUGAUGAUCAAGGGAGCGAUGAUGAAUACAGUGAUGAUGAUGACAUGAGCUGGAAAGUUAGACGUGCAGCUGCGAAAUGCUUGGACGCUGUAGUCAGUACGCGACAUGAAAUGUUACCAGAGUUCUACAAGACGGUGUCUCCUGCUUUAAUUGCUAGAUUCAAGGAACGAGAGGAAAACGUAAAAGCAGAUGUUUUCCAUGCAUAUCUCUCUCUUUUAAAACAAACGCGUCCUGUGCAGAGUUGGCUCUGUGAUCCUGAUGCCAUGGAACAAGGAGAGACUCCUUUAACAAUGCUUCAGAGUCAGGUUCCCAACAUUGUUAAAGCCUUGCACAAACAGAUGAAGGAGAAGAGUGUGAAGACUCGUCAGUGUUGUUUUAACAUGCUAACAGAGUUGGUCAAUGUCUUGCCUGGGGCUCUCACACAGCAUAUUCCUGUACUUGUCCCAGGGAUAAUUUUUUCACUGAACGACAAAUCAAGUUCUUCUAAUCUGAAGAUAGAUGCUUUAUCGUGUUUGUAUGUGAUCCUCUGCAAUCACACACCCCAAGUUUUUCACCCUCAUGUUCAAGCAUUGGUGCCUCCUGUUGUGGCAUGCGUUGGAGACCCAUUUUAUAAAAUAACAUCUGAGGCGCUGUUGGUUACCCAGCAGCUUGUGAAAGUCAUCCGGCCUCUGGAUCAGCCUUCUUCUUUUGAUGCAAGCCCUUACAUCAAAGAUUUGUUUACAUGUACAAUCAAGAGACUCAAAGCUGCUGAUAUUGACCAGGAAGUAAAAGAGAGGGCAAUCUCCUGUAUGGGUCAAAUCAUUUGCAGUCUCGGCGACAAUCUUGGCUCUGACCUUCCUAGUACACUUCAGAUCUUCUUAGAGAGACUAAAAAACGAGAUCACUCGGCUAACCACUGUGAAGGCUUUGACUCUGAUAGCUGGUUCUCCGCUGAAGAUAGAUCUGAGGCCAGUUCUAGGAGAAGGUGUCCCUAUUCUUGCUUCUUUCCUCCGAAAGAACCAGAGAGCUCUGAAACUAGGAACUCUUUCUGCUUUAGAUAUAUUAAUCAAAAACUACAGUGACAGCUUGACAGCUGCUAUGAUUGAUGCUGUCCUGGAUGAGCUUCCACCUCUCAUCAGUGAGAGUGAUAUGCAUGUGUCACAAAUGGCCAUUAGUUUUCUGACCACCCUUGCUAAAGUUUAUCCUUCUUCUCUCUCGAAAAUCAGUGGCUCCAUACUGAAUGAACUUAUUGGGCUGGUGAGGUCACCAUUAUUGCAGGGUGGAGCACUUAGUGCCAUGCUAGAAUUUUUCCAAGCUCUGGUUGUGACUGGAACAAGUAACUUAGGAUAUAUGGACUUAUUGCGUAUGUUAACGGGCCCAGUGUACUCUCAGAGUACAGCACUUACUCACAAGCAGUCUUAUUAUUCCAUUGCCAAAUGUGUAGCUGCCCUUACACGAGCAUGCCCUAAAGAGGGACCAGCAGUAGUAGGUCAGUUUAUUCAAGAUGUUAAGAACUCAAGGUCAACAGAUUCCAUCCGUCUCCUUGCUUUGCUUUCUCUUGGGGAAGUUGGACACCACAUUGACUUAAGUGGACAAAUAGAGCUAAAAUCUGUAAUAUUAGAAGCAUUCUCCUCUCCAAGUGAAGAAGUGAAAUCAGCAGCUUCUUACGCGUUGGGCAGCAUCAGUGUCGGCAACCUUCCUGAGUACCUCCCAUUUGUCUUACAAGAAAUUACUAGUCAACCUAAAAGGCAAUACCUUCUGCUCCAUUCCUUGAAGGAGAUAAUUAGCUCCGCAACAGUGCAAGGCCUCAAACCAUAUGUGGAGAGCAUCUGGUCUUUGCUCCUGAAACACUGUGAGUGUGCAGAAGAGGGUACCAGAAAUGUUGUUGCUGAAUGCUUGGGGAAGCUUACUUUAAUAGACCCAGAGACUCUGCUACCGCGCCUUAAAGGAUAUUUGCUUUCAGGAUCAUCAUAUGCUCGAAGUUCAGUGGUCACUGCUGUGAAGUUCACAAUCUCUGACCAUCCACAGCCCAUAGACCCAUUAUUAAAGAAUUGUAUAGGUGACUUUUUGAAAACAUUGGAAGAUCCAGAUCUGAAUGUGAGACGAGUAGCUCUGGUAACAUUUAAUUCAGCAGCACACAAUAAACCAUCACUAAUAAGGGACCUUUUAGAUACUGUGCUUCCACAUCUUUAUAAUGAAACAAAAGUGAGAAAGGAACUAAUAAGAGAGGUUGAAAUGGGUCCAUUUAAGCAUACAGUUGAUGAUGGUCUUGAUAUCAGAAAGGCAGCUUUUGAGUGUAUGUACACUCUGCUAGAUAGCUGCCUUGAUAGGCUAGACAUCUUUGAAUUCCUAAACCAUGUGGAAGAUGGUUUGAAGGAUCACUAUGAUAUUAAGAUGCUAACAUUUUUAAUGCUGGUGAGACUGUCUACCCUGUGUCCAAGUGCAGUUUUGCAGAGGCUGGAUAGACUGGUUGAACCCUUACGUGCUACAUGUACAACCAAGGUAAAAGCAAAUUCUGUGAAGCAGGAAUUUGAAAAGCAAGAUGAACUGAAGCGAUCUGCCAUGAGAGCAGUAGCGGCAUUAUUAACCAUUCCAGAAGCAGAAAAGAGUCCACUGAUGAGUGAAUUUCAGUCACAGAUAAGCUCUAAUCCUGAGCUUGCAGCCAUUUUUGAAAGCAUCCAGAAAGAUUCGUCGUCCACUAAUUUGGAAUCAAUGGACACUAGUUAGAUACUCAGAAUGGGAACCAUUAAUUUGAACCAUACGAUGCACUGAAUUGACAAGUUAAAAACAAACAAACAGAAAAGUAUCUAAUCUUCACAAUGUUCCAUUUUACCUUUAUGGAGACAGUUUGGCUUUUCCCCAUUGUUGCUUUUUUUAGCAUUUAUUCCAGAAAUAUGUAUUUCCAUAACUCAAAAGUUGUAAACCACUCAAGUUUUAGUGGAUUUGGACACACAUUAAAUAGAAAUAAAAGGUUAAAACGCAUGGUGUAUGGAAAUAGAUUCCAACAUCUGUUUGCCCUGUAAUGUUUAGGAUUAAAAGUUUAAAAAUUUGUGACCAUGA
Messenger RNA from Podarcis raffonei (Aeolian wall lizard), 4445 nucleotides. It is a transcript of the gene CAND1, whose product is annotated as cullin associated and neddylation dissociated 1. Lineage: Eukaryota; Metazoa; Chordata; Lepidosauria; Squamata; Lacertidae. The coding region runs from base 420 to 4112 and encodes 1230 amino acids. Gene Ontology annotation, cellular component: nucleus. Gene Ontology annotation, biological process: protein ubiquitination; SCF complex assembly. The transcript is spliced from 15 exons. The record is from RefSeq and is a predicted model, not a curated record.